AUGUCACCAAAACUGUCGAAACCGUUAUCACCGGGAGAUGUGAUCACUCAAGACAUGCCUAUCAUUCAUGUAAUACACGAUGAAUCCAAAGACAAGUAUUGCGAUAAUUGUAUGAAAAGAUCGGAUCAAUUGAAGAGAUGCGCGAAAUGUCUUCACAUGUAUUACUGCAGUAAAGAGUGUCAGAAGAAUGACUGGAAGUAUCACAAGAAUGAGUGCAAACUCUAUAGAGAUGAUGACAUUUGGUCAUCACUACAGACGGUAGAUAUUAGGUACAGAUUUUUGCUCCGACUCGUCCUUACGGUGCAAAACAUCCCAACAUUUGCCACAGAAAAACACCGAUUGUUUGACGGAUCGGAUGUCAGUCUCAAUGAUCUCAAAGUCGAUAUAAUUGGUAGGAAUGAAGACAAGAGUGAAAGUGAUAUCUCAGCCAUUUGUGAUAUGUUCACUGAAUUAGGUGUCAAUUAUGAAGUCCAAGAGCUAAGCGAUUGUGAUUGUGGCGAUACUGUGGCCAACGGUCUAUACAUCCAGUUAUCAUCGCUAAGCCAUAGUUGUCUUCCGAACGCCGCUAUUGUAUACAAUGGCCAUACGUCUGAGUUGCGGGCCAUGGCAUCGAUAGCUCCGGGAGAGGAGAUUACCUGCGUGAAAUGCGUGAACAAUACGGACCGAGACGUGGAUUACCGACGACUGCAGCCAACGAUUAAUCGGUCGGUCGUAAGCAUACUCUCAAUGGCCGACAAGAAAGAAGAGUAUUUGCGCUCAUUAUUUGCCGAUUUGGAUGUGGUUUACGGCGAUUACAAUCCCUGCAAGACAUUGACUUUAGUCAAUCACUUCGACGCCUAUACUUUUGCGCUUAUAAAUGGCCGCAAAUCACCCGAUGGUCUGUUCAAUGAGAUCCGGGAUAUGACCGCAAAGGCGUUCGAUGUGACCAAUGGUGACGAUUAAAUUACAACAAUAAUUAAAGCUGAGAUUAAAAGCCAGAAAACGCCCCUCAAGUCAGUGAUGGUUACGGAAGGGAUAACUAGUGUUGGCUUCGGUUGGUCUGUGAUGUCGGCCUCAUAUCCAUUGGGUUUCAGCGAUCGCUUCACUUCAUAG
Medioppia subpectinata is the source of this 1092-nucleotide messenger RNA. Lineage: Eukaryota; Metazoa; Arthropoda; Arachnida; Sarcoptiformes; Oppiidae. The record is from the annotation of a GenBank genome assembly.